Molecule: messenger RNA, 1832 nt
Organism: Folsomia candida
Lineage: Eukaryota; Metazoa; Arthropoda; Collembola; Entomobryomorpha; Isotomidae
Product: regulation of nuclear pre-mRNA domain-containing protein 1A
Exons: 5
Coding region: 111-1523 (470 amino acids)
Biological process (GO): mRNA 3'-end processing
Cellular component (GO): RNA polymerase II, holoenzyme
Molecular function (GO): RNA polymerase II complex binding
Source: RefSeq, a predicted model, not a curated record
AGACUAAAUUGCGCUCUAAAUUUCGUGAUGUUCGCCUCCGUGUCUUUCCAAAAUUUUGUUUAUUUUUUAAAAUUUUAGUUUAAUUUUGUUUAUAAAAUUUCGAAAAUAUAAUGUCCGGUUUUACGGAAAGUGGAUUUGAACGUAAAUUAGCCGAGUUAAAUUCUACCCAAGUUUCCAUCCAGACUUUAUCCUUGUGGCUGCUGCAUCAUAAAAAACAUGUCAACACGAUUGUGAAGGUUUGGUAUAAAGAAUUUUUAAAAGCCCAAGAACAUAGGAAACUAACUUUCAUCUAUUUAGUGAACGAUGUUAUUCAAAACAGUAAAAAGAAAGGGGGCGAUUUCGGGAAAUUGUUUGCCCCCUGUUUGAAAAAGGCGUUGGAAUACAUGGCAAGAAAUCCGGAAGAUAAAAUGAAAAAGAGUAUCCUUCGUAUUUUAAAGAUUUGGGAGGAUCGUGGGAUUUACGAGUCUGCUUUAAUCAAAGACUUUGAAAGCUCAUAUCGUAAAAUGUGGGAUGAUUUACAUGGUCCCGACGUCGACGAAUUGCUAGAAGAAGCCAUCGAAAAACCGGUCAAACCUCCCGUCACCAAUAAUACAAAUAAUACCUCAAGUAAUAACAAUACGGAUAAAGCAGCAGCCUCAAGUCAAAAGACCUCCGCGUCGAAAAGUGGUAGUAGCGAUAAGCUGGCAGUAAAAGACAAAGAACGAGAAAGACGAAAACGCCACCACCAUCAUCACCACAAGCACAGUAAAGAAGACCCGAAAAAACAAAAUAAUGCCUCCACGACGCCCACGAUACCGACGGAAGGAGCAGUGGCAACUGGUUCCUCGACACAACAAGGAACCAGUAUUUCUCCGACGCCCGAAGUAAUUACACUCACAGGCGGCACGGAUGAGCCGGAUUCUGACGCUGUCGCCGUGAAAAAAAGACGAGCGAGAUCCAAAGAGUUUCAAAAUUUGAGGAAACAAGCCAUGAUUGCGGAGGAUAUGAAUACAAUAGAAGAAUGGGAGGUGGAUGGCGUGUCGCAGAUGGAAAUUAAGUUGUCGCCGUCGCCGUAUAAAGAUCCCCCGACGGAGGAGGAGUUAAUUGCGCUCCUUAAGACUUUGGAAAAAAUGCCCAGCACGGAUGCCGCGACACGGGGCAAGAUUGCAAAUUUGCCUCCAGAAGUGUCCGACGUGAAGGGGGUGGAUACCCUCUGCAUUGAUUCUGACGUGACGAGAGACCUCCAAAACAAGAUCAAGGCUGCCCUCGACCUCCUCAAGGACUACAAUGUCAAGUUGGACGCCGAGUUGGAGGAGAGGAAAACCGUGUCGAUGAAACUGCAAGAUUUAAUCUAUUUUCAAAAGGAUCUCUUAACGCAGGCCGAGCAUAGAUUGGAGGAACACCAACAAUACGGUAAAAUCCUGACCAGGAAACUAGAAGAGAUGAAGUCGCAUGUACAAAGUAUGCCGGAUUUGUCAAAAUUGCCCUCGGUCACGGACGGGUUAGCUCCACUACCCUCGGCCGGAGAUUUGUUUAAUAUUUAACAGAUUUAAAUUUAUUAACCAGGCAGAAAUUUAUCAACUCCCAAAAAGAAUAACAUAAAUUUAUGUAUAAGCUUCUUCCAGAUACUCGUGAGUAUUAUUUUUAACUUUAACUUGUUUUACAAUCCAUGUUUUCUUGUAGAUCUUUAUAUAAUUAAUUAAGAUAAUUACAAUAAUUAGGGUAUUAGCGAACACAAUACUUUGUCUUUACAAGCAAAACAUUCAAAUUUAUUGCCUUAUUAAAUAUGUUUAAAUUUGUUAUGCAUAGAUGAUGAUGUUGUUCAACAACAAUAAAAAGAAAACUUGAUGAUA